Molecule: messenger RNA, 765 nt
Organism: Ilex paraguariensis (yerba mate)
Lineage: Eukaryota; Viridiplantae; Streptophyta; Magnoliopsida; Aquifoliales; Aquifoliaceae
Source: the annotation of a GenBank genome assembly
AUGGGGACCCAUACAGCUAUCCCAUAUAAAUGCAAUGAGAAUCUUUCCAUAAUUCCUGCAGUAACUGGAAGAAACAGAACUCUCUCUGCCAUAUCUGGCAUCAGAGAGAGAGAGAUGAACAAGCCAUACAAAACAACAUUAAAGCCACAAAUGUUGAUCAAGAAAACAAUGGACAAGACUAAGAACUUCGUUCACAAAGCCCUACAAAACCUCAAGUCCUUUCUGUUUGGAGGCUCUCAAAAGCUACUCAGAUCCCAUCCCCUUAACCCCCUCUUUGGUUGCAACAACAGCUCAAAAAUGCAGGAGUUGAACAAUUUCUAUAGAGAAUUUUCUGCGCAGUGGGAGGCAGAUCCUGAUGAGGCGAUGAAAAGAAACAAGAUGACACGGGUUGAAGAUGCAUCUAGCGGAAGCUUCAAGAAUAAUGCAGAGCUGAGUGUUGUGAAGAAAACACAAGAGAGAGGAAAGGAAGAGAAAACAGGUGGAUACCAUGAAGAACAGAGAAGAGAGCCUUGUUCUCCGAGUGCCAAUGGAGGGGGUCAUGUUUUAGCACAGAAAAUGAAAGAACUGGAGAAGAUGGAUGUGGAUGAUGUAGAUCAUGCAAUGGACAUAGAAGAGGUGCUCCACUAUUAUUCUCGCCUUACCUCUCCCAUUUACCUCGACAUUGUUGACAACUUUUUCGAGGACAUGCAUUCUGAAUUCUUCCUUCCUCAGCCCUCUGCCAGUGUCAACAAUUCAAUGCGGAGCCUUGGCCCUGUAAAGAUCUAG